AUUUACACAUGAAUUAGUGAGUGUACAACAGCCACGAAAAUGAUUGUUUUUCUCUUUAUUAUCUCAUCAAAUAUACAUGUAGCAACCUGCAGCGAAUCAUCAAAACUGGUGGUUGGACAGGUUGGGGAUACAGUUAUUCUUCCAUGCAAAUAUGACAUUAUCACUAAUGGCCUAUCGAACGUUUGCUGGGGGAGACAUCAGUCAUGGUUCAGCUGUGAGAACACUGUUAUCUCCUCCGAUGGCUUGCAAGUGACCUACAGAGAGUCAAGUAGAUUCAGCUUGGCCAGUGGACUGGAGCGAGGGGAUGUUUCACUUACUAUAAAGGCUGCUGAAAACAGGGAUGCUGGGAUGUACGUCUGCCGUAUCGAGAUCCCUGGACUUUUCAAUGACAUUAGUUACAUUGUCUAUCUGUUUAUUAGCAGUGGACUGGAUCCAAAGAGAGUCAUCUCAGAGACACAACUGAUUCCUGCAACAGCAAAUCAAGAAAAGCAAGUCUACUAUGUAUCAGGCCAAACCACACUCAUUCCUGAGAUUUAUAUAUCAGAAGAGACAAAUGCUGAAACUACCGACAUCUACAUGGAGGAAGCCGUUGCGGUGGUCCAAAGUGAGGAUACAAUGGAAACAUUUGUCAUAAAUACUGUAAGAGUGGGAGCCCUUGUCUUCAUCCCGGGUUUAAUUAUUGCACUUCUGUUCAGACUGCGGCGCUCCAGAGAACACAACAGCUGCGUGAGAAUAUAAACCCUGAGCCUUCCCGACCCACACAACCACACAAAGAGAUAUGGUGUUAUAGUUAUGAGGUCACUAUGACUGUAAAAAAAACCACAUGCAAGGUAACACGUAUAUAUAUAUAUGAAGAAUUCAGAUGCAAAAGUCUCUAAGUGCCAUCUGAAAUUUUCAUCUAAAAUUAGGAUUUUUAUCAGGCUCCUAUAAUUAUGUUCAGUUAUGUAUGUAUAUGUAUAUAUGUAUGUAUGUUUGUAUAUGUAUAUAUAUAUAUUGUGGUUUGUUCUCAGUGCCUAAUAUUUGUGAAUAAUUAAUCAAUUAUUAUUUUUAAACUGAGGAAUUUUAGACUUAUUUACAUUAGUGUGUUGUUGUUGUUGUUGUUGUUGUUGUUUUUGUUGUUUUCACUAUAUAGGCUAGCUUAUAAAAUGUUUGCUAAUUGUAUGGUCAUCUGUAAAGUCUUCUUGUAAAAAGCUUCCAAACUCUGAUCUAACGUCAUGCUUUUCUUUCUCAGAAAUAAAUUACGAAAUGUCCAAUCCCCACGUGGGAUAAAAGUUUUGAGUGUUUGACUGGAAACGCAGUUUGAUUUAUCACACAAUAGCGGCCUCUACUGUUUAAUGAAGUUGAAUAAAUAUGUCAACCUAAAAGUUUUAACACCGUACAAACUUAAAUCUUAAUAAA
Carassius gibelio (silver crucian carp) is the source of this 1398-nucleotide messenger RNA. It is a transcript of the gene havcr2, whose product is annotated as hepatitis A virus cellular receptor 2. The record is from RefSeq and is a predicted model, not a curated record. Bases 40 to 738 code for a protein of 232 amino acids. The transcript is spliced from 7 exons. Lineage: Eukaryota; Metazoa; Chordata; Actinopteri; Cypriniformes; Cyprinidae.